Molecule: messenger RNA, 1112 nt
Organism: Juglans microcarpa x Juglans regia
Lineage: Eukaryota; Viridiplantae; Streptophyta; Magnoliopsida; Fagales; Juglandaceae
Exons: 6
Coding region: 371-700 (109 amino acids)
Source: RefSeq, a predicted model, not a curated record
UUCCGGUCCAGUCCGGUCAGAGAUCACUCUUUUAAAAGGCAUACGAAUUAAAGAAGCGAACGUCAACCUUCCAGCAAUCUACGGUUGGUGGUGCCUUUUUCAACUCUCCCACUGCUGUGCGUACCGCUCACAAACCGAUCAGGCAGACACAAAAAACGCUUUCCAAGUUUGAAGAAAGUGCAAGCACUCGUCCCAAGGAGUCCCAAGGAGGUCGAUCAUGAAGUUAGGGUUUUCUUGCCGGCACCAGUCUGAAUAUAAUUGAGUUUAGAGUUUAGAAUCUUGGGGGAUUCAUUGCUGGAAAUCACGUUCUCUAAAGGGCGCUUCUAUGGCCAUGUGGUUGGACUGACAAGUUUUGUGAGAGCUGCUUGCAAUGAUGUCAAGACCCAUGUUGCUUGUUUUUCUGUUGCUUAUACUUAUAAUCACUUCUCAGUUUGAGUGGAAGCAACAACUCGUCUUUGACCUCGACUCAACUCCGAGCAUCUCACAGAAGCACCACCAAAUUUCGAAGAGGGAAGAAGUUGUAAAGGAGAAGAUAAUUUUAACACAAGAACAGAACAUUCAGAGACUCAAUGAACUUGUACGGAGUCUCAGAAAACAAUUGCAGCAGUGCAGAAACAAUAAUGAGACUUCAGAUCGUAAUUUAAGCCCUUUAACUGAGCAUGUUAUCCGGCUAGAACGACAGCAGAUCCUGGAAAACUGAAAUGGGUAUGGGACCAGAGGUGUUAGUGAAUGUUAUACUCAAGUGUUGAUGAAAUGUGAAAUAUGAUUGCAUAAUGAAAAGUUCUAGUUUUAUCCCGGGUCGAGUUAUUGGACUGCAACGGAGGAAGAUUGAGCCAAUUUGAAGAGACCAUUACGCUAUUGUGGCAUUCCAUCCAAACUGAGAACAUCUAGCAAGGUAAGAAGUUUCCGUAGAUGGUUUUAUAGUUCACAUUAUAAGAUGAAUAGUCUUUUUUUUUUUUUCACUGUAACAUUGGCUAUGUAUCAAAAUUUCUUCAGCAGUUCGAUAGCAAUCAACAGAAACUACAGCUUUUUUUUUUCAUACAUACUAUAUCUUAGGCAGCACUGAGUCUUGUUCAACACAAAUCAAAUGAAUUAAAUUCAGUUCCACUCUU